AUGCCUGUGGUAGCUGCUAUAUUUACAUUAACAUUUGAGAAAACUAGAAAUGACGAAGAUGAUCCCCUUGUUGUUGAAGCUAAAAAUCAAGAAGACAAGUUUCAACAGACAACUAGAAAAGACGAAGAUGAUUCCCUCGUCGUUGAAGAUAAAAAUCAAGAAGACAAGUUACAAAAGACAACUGGAACAGACGAAGAUGAUGAUUCCCUUAUUGUUGAAUUUGGAAUUCAAGAAUAG
This is a messenger RNA of Parnassius apollo (apollo), 237 nucleotides long. NCBI's taxonomy places the organism in Eukaryota, Metazoa, Arthropoda, Insecta, Lepidoptera, Papilionidae. The record is from the annotation of a GenBank genome assembly.